CUAGAACCCUAUGUGCCAGCACCACAGGCGGAGGAUUAGCCUAGUGGCUGCGGCGCCGGCCUGUUUCCUUAGUCUUAAGAGGAACACAGGGACCUGACACCCUUCCAGUAAGGCUGGGGAGCGAUGCCCUCACAGUAGGCGAACACUCACUGUUGGGGGGGUUGAGUGACCUACGCAGGACCAUAGGCUGAGCUGUUAGUUCUGAUGCCCUUUCUACCCCACCCCACCCCCAGCUGCUGUUUCUUAGCCACAGUGCUCUGGACAUGAGACCAAUUACAGGGUUGUUUUAAAAUUGUUUUAUUUUAACGGCAGAGAAAGAGGAACAUCUUUCAGCUGUUGGUUCACUCCCCGAAUACCUGCGACAGCCAGGGCUGGGAUCUCCCACGUGGGUGGCAGGGACUCAGCUACUUGGGCAUUUACCUGCUGCCUCCCGGAGCGCACACUGAGAGGAAGCUGCAUCACAAGCAGAGUGGCCAGGACUCGAACUUGGCAUUCCAGUCUGGCGUGCAGGCUUCCCAAGCGGUGGCUUAACUGCCACGCCAAGCGCCUGCUCAGGUGGCAGGUUUUGAAUACUAUGCUUGGUCCUUAAGGGCAAGGAUGUAUUUUUACGUAUCUCUGUACUUUCUGUCACAGGGCCUGGUAAAAUAAGAAAACCUGGUAAUCAGGUUAUUAUUGGUAUUGAACGAACAAUAUCAGAUAUCUGCCUGGGAACAUGACACAUAGGGGAAAAAGCAGGUUGCAGGAGGAUGGGCCCUAAGGUGCCAGGCUCUUCAGACCCCGAGGAGGAGAGUGUUCUGUACUCCAACCGAGCGGCGUGCCACCUGAAGGAUGGGAACUGCUCAGACUGCAUCAAAGACUGCACGUCAGCACUGGCCUUGGUUCCUUUCGGCAUUAAGCCCCUGCUGCGGCGAGCCUCUGCCUACGAGGCCCUGGAGAAGUACUCCCUGGCCUACGUCGACUACAAGACUGUGCUGCAGAUUGAUGAGAACGUGAUGUCCGCCGUGGAAGGCGUCAACAGAAUGACCAGAGCUCUCAUGGACUCACUCGGGCCCGAGUGGCGCCUGAAGCUGCCCUCUAUCCCCUUGGUACCUGUUUCAGCUCAGAAGAGAUGGAAUUCCUUGCCUUCAGAGAACACCAGAGAGACAGCUAAAAGCAGAUCCAAAGAAAACACAACUGUGAAGAACAGAGUGCCUUCUGCUGGGGAUAUGGAGAGAGCCAGAGUUCUGAAGGAAGAAGGCAAUGAGCUUGUAAAGAAGGGCAACCAUAAGAAAGCUAUUGAGAAGUACAGUGAAAGCCUCUUGUUUAGUAACCUGGAAUCCACCACAUACAGCAACAGAGCGCUCUGCCAUCUGGUCCUGAAGCAGUACAAGGAAGCUGUGAAGGAUUGCACAGAAGCCCUCAAGCUGGACGGGAAGAAUGUGAAGGCGUUCUACAGGCGGGCUCAAGCGUACAAGGCUCUCAAGGACUAUAAAUCCAGCUUUGCAGACAUCAGCUGCCUCCUGCAAAUUGAGCCCAGGAACGUCCCUGCACAGAAGUUGCGGCAGGAAGUUAACCAGAACCUGAACUGAAAACCCCAAGAGGCGACAGGAAGCUCCUUCCCGACUCCCCCAGAGCAGCCAGGAGCCUCCUCUUCUGCGCCCCCUCUUGAAACCCAGCAUGCCCAGAGUGAGCUCUCACGCUCCCUCCUUGGCCCCUCAGACCGUGGCCUCCUGCCCCGGAAGAGCCUUUGCUUGUUCAAAUGAACCUCAGAGUAGUCACACCCAGACCUUGUUUUGCCAGAAGGUCCCCAUGAGAGCUGAAGCGGGAAGCUGAGGUUCUGGCCCCAUCAGCUGUGAUUCUGAAAUCUGACACAUUACACACAAAGCUUUGUCCCUGCCCCAAGCAUGUUCCAGAUUCCUUGUAACUUCACCAGACCCCAUGUCCGUUGCAGUGAACCUGAACAAACGGAGCUUCUGGGCAGGGGUCGGGGGGAUCCUAAAGAACCCUGGGCCCACCUUCGCCCAUAGCAGUCUGUCGAGCUGGUUCUCCAAGGCUGCAGCCUCCCCAUGGGGCAGCUGCCGUCCCCACUCUGCCCUUGGCACAGUCAUGUGUCUGAGCCCCAGUGCCUUUUGUCCAGGCCCUCUGCUGGGGAGGCAGAGUGCUGGACUCUGCUACCUUCUGCAUGGAGGUACCCACGUGGCGGCAAGAGCCCAGUGGCUGUGGCCGCUUCUCCUGGAGGUGGGAUGGGGACUUAGCAGUGACCACUAGUCACUGCCUCACGGUCAGUGUUCUUCCAUUCCGCGCAGGGACUUGCCUUCUUGCAACAGUGGCCCCUCCAGGCUUCUUCAUUCUUUGUGAUAUGUUGAAGUUCAUUUGAACUGACUCUGGUUCUGUUGAGCUGUGUGUUUAGCUACUGCAUUAAAAGGCUUCCUUCUACAUAA
Molecule: messenger RNA, 2420 nt
Organism: Oryctolagus cuniculus (rabbit)
Lineage: Eukaryota; Metazoa; Chordata; Mammalia; Lagomorpha; Leporidae
Source: RefSeq, a predicted model, not a curated record